This is a messenger RNA of Nasonia vitripennis (jewel wasp), 6948 nucleotides long. RefSeq names its product laminin subunit beta-1 (gene LanB1). The transcript has 15 exons. NCBI's taxonomy places the organism in Eukaryota, Metazoa, Arthropoda, Insecta, Hymenoptera, Pteromalidae. The coding region runs from base 354 to 5768 and encodes 1804 amino acids. Gene Ontology annotation, biological process: cell migration; substrate adhesion-dependent cell spreading; basement membrane assembly. The record is from RefSeq and is a predicted model, not a curated record. Gene Ontology annotation, cellular component: laminin trimer.
AUGCAGGAAACAUCUGUGUUUAUUAGUUGCGCCGUGAUUUUUCAGCUACUAUAUACUUACUGCUCGCGGCUGCAGCUCUCUGUGUGCAUGUAUGUACGUCGUUGACGAAGGGAGACGGAGUCGGAGAUAUUUUCCAAGUAUGGCAGUGAUGUAGUUACGCGCGGAGUGUGUUUUUCUUUCGAAAGGAGGUUUCCACUUUUAGAAAUAGAUCGCGAAUGUGCGUGGAAGAGCUCCUAGGUCCUCGAGUUCGUUGGUUCUAUUUCGAGCAACAGAUGAUGGAGUCUCGAGAUUGAGCUGUGUGCUCCCAGGGAUUCGACACCGACGACCACCGAGAGACGACAACCAGAGCCAAGAUGACCGGCAAACUCGCGGCGCUCAACGUCUUCAUCGGCAUCCUCUUGCUGUACUUGACAGCGAUUCUAGAUUCUACCGAAGCAGCUAAAGACUACAACCGAAACUUGUCGAGAGGACCCGGACGAGAUUACUCCGACGCAGCUAGAGAUUAUGAGAGAAACCGGACGAGGGCGCCGGCGAGAGGUCUGCACGUGCAGCGGAUUCACCCUUGUGAGCAGGGUUCCUGUUACCCGGCCACCGGUAAUCUGCUGAUCGGCCGAAGAAAGCAGUUGCACGCCUCGUCGACAUGUGGUCUGAACGGACCCGAGCGUUACUGCAUCGUGUCCCAUCUGAAGGACCGCAAAAAGUGCUUCUUCUGCGAUGCGUCCAACCCUCGACAGCAGCACAACAUCGAGAACAUCGUCAGUGGAACGCCGCACAGGACCUGGUGGCAGGCGGAGAACGGAAUGGAGAACGUGACGAUCACGUUCGAUUUGGAAGCCGAGUUUCACUUCACUCACAUCAUCAUCCACUUCCAGACCUUCCGACCCGCGGCUAUGUUGAUCGAGAGAUCGUACGAUUUCGGUAACACCUGGCAGGUCUACCGGUACUUCGCCCACGACUGCAAGGGAUCCUUCCCCGGUGUUCCGACUCAUCAACCGACGAAGCUUACCGACGUCAUUUGUGACUCGCGGUAUUCCAAUGUUGAGCCCUCGGCCGAUGGUGAGAUUAUCUUCAGAGUCUUACCGAGCAACCUGCCGAUCGAGAACCCCUACUCGAAGGAAGUCCAGAAUCUGUUAAAGAUGACCAACUUCCGUAUCAACUUCACGCGUCUGCACACUCUCGGUGACGAUCUGCUGGACAACCGUCGCGAGAUCCGUGAGAAAUACUACUACGCUAUCAAGGAGAUGGUUAUCAGAGGUUCCUGCUCGUGCUACGGUCAUGCUUCUCACUGCCUUCCUCUUGACGGCGUCGAUAACGAAGAGGACAUGGUCCACGGCCGAUGUAACUGUACCCACAACACCAAGGGUCGCAACUGCGAGAAGUGCGAGGACUUCUUCAACGACUUGCCCUGGAAACCAGCCGUCGGCAAACAGACCAAUGCCUGUCGCAUGUGUAAUUGCAACGGUCACUCGACCAGCUGUCACUUCGACGAAGCUGUUUACGAGAGAAGCGGUAGGGUAUCCGGAGGUGUCUGCGACGACUGUCAGCAUAAUACCAGAGGACAAAACUGCGAGCUCUGCAAACCGUUCUUCUAUCACGACUCAUCGAAAGACAUUACCGAUCCCGAGGCUUGUCAACCUUGUGAUUGUGACCCGCGAGGAUCUCUCGACGAGGGUAUCUGCGAUUCGCGUACCGACCCGCUUAGCGGGGACGAGUCUGGACGUUGUCACUGUAAGGCCAACGUCGAGGGCAGACGCUGCGAUCGCUGCCAGAACGGAUUCUGGAACUUUACCGACCUCAAUCCCGAGGGAUGUCAAGCCUGUACCUGCAACACUCAGGGUACGAUCAACAACCAGGGUUGCAACAUGGUGACCGGAGAGUGUACCUGCAAGCGCUACGUGGUAGGCCGCGACUGCAACCAGUGUCUGCCAGAGUACUGGGGACUGUCUGACGACCAAGAGGGUUGCAAACCCUGUGAUUGCGAUCUCGGUGGUGCUUACAACAACAGCUGCGAUGCAUAUACCGGACAGUGCCACUGCAGACCACACGUUAGUGGAAGGUCCUGUAAUGUUCCUGAGCAGAACUACUACACCGGAUGGAUCGACUAUCUCAUUUACGAGGGAGAGUACGCCAAGGGAACUGACAACUGCCAAGUGGUGAUCCGUGAGCCGUACCGCGACGGUCGCAACAACAGCUGGACGGGUCUGGGCUUUAUGAGCGCGAUCGAAGACUCGGUGCUGAACUUCACGGUGGACGGUGUGCGCCGAUCCAUGUGGUACGACAUCGUUGUUCGCUACGAGCCCAAGUACUCCGGUACCUGGGAUGAUGCCGAGAUCAUCAUCGAGCGCGAUGGUCCACCCAACAGCGAAGGACCUUGCGGUAAAUGGCAACCCGAGGAAGAUCGACUCUGGGUGCAACUACCUACCAACCAGAGAAGCUCCGUUGCUUCGCCGCCGGUUUGUCUGGAAGCCGGAAAGGUCUACACUGUCCUAUUACAGCUGAGAAAGUUCGCUAGACCCCCUGAUGCACCCACUGCCUCGAUCCUCAUUGAUUCGAUCGUUCUGAGCCCAAGGCUGGAGAAUAUACCGUUCUUCACUGGCGGCCCCGGCGAGAUUCGCCUACAGGAAUACGAGAGAUUCCGCUGCCAGGACUACUUCAACAACAUAUACGAGUAUUACUCGAUCUACGAGAACCGCAGUGACAUCCGCGAUAUUUGCACCAAGUACCAGAACAGCAUCGGUCUCUACGUCUUUGACGGAGCACACUCCUGCGAGUGCAAUCCAACCGGAUCCCACAGUUUGAUCUGCUCGAACUACGGCGGUAAUUGCCAGUGUAAGCCCAACGUGGUAGGUCGCAGUUGCGACCACUGCGCUCCUGGUACCUACGGCUUUGGCCCCGAGGGUUGCGUGCCUUGCGACUGCGAUGGCGUUGGUGCCCUGGACAAUUUCUGUGACGCAGAGACCGGCCGCUGCAAGUGUCGACCCAACACCUACGGACGAAGCUGCGGUCAGUGCGAGCCUGGCUUCUGGAACUUCCCGCACUGCCGGCGCUGCGAGUGCAACGGUCACGCGGACAGCUGUGACUCCAAAACCGGUGCUUGCCAGUCUUGUCGCGACUCGACCACUGGGCACAACUGCGACCGCUGUAUCGAGGCGUUCUAUGGUGACCCCCGCAUCGGCGUCGACAUCCCCUGCAGACCAUGUCCCUGUCCGGGAACCUUGGAAAGCGGCCACGCUUAUGCCGACAGCUGCUCCCUCGACCCCGUCAGUCACGACGUCAUCUGCGAGUGCUACCAGGGCUACGCUGGUCCACGAUGCGACACCUGCGCCGAUAAUUUCUAUGGCAAUCCCGAGACUCCCGGUGGCAAGUGCCAAUCUUGCGAGUGCAGCAACAACACCGAUCUCAACCGGCCAGGCAACUGCGAUCCACAGACCGGCAAGUGCCUGCAGUGCCUUUGGAACACCGACGGUUUCAACUGCCAGGUCUGCAAAGCCGAUUUCUACGGUGACGCUCUUCAGCAGAACUGCCAGUCCUGUCAGUGCAACAUCCUCGGUACCGACGCCAAAGCUGGACCGUGCGACCACAGGACCGGACAGUGUCCCUGUCUACCCCACGUCAUCGGACAGCUCUGCGACACCUGCGAGGAGAACCACUGGAGAAUCGCCAGUGGAGAGGGCUGCGAUCCUUGCGAGUGCGACGUUGUUGGUAGUGUGUCUGAUAGAUGCAACCCGUACGAAGGCACCUGUGAGUGCAAGCCCGGUUUCGGUGGCCGGCGCUGUAACGAGUGCCAGGCUAACUACUGGGGUAACCCGAAUGUGCAGUGCUAUCCUUGCGAGUGCGACGUCAUCGGUUCGGCUAGCGCUCAGUGCGACCGCGAGACUGGCGUCUGCGUCUGUCACGAGGGUAUAGGCGGUGAAAAAUGCGACCAGUGCGACCGCAGCUACAUCGGUACCGCACCCAGCUGUUCGCCAUGCGGCGAGUGCUUCGACAACUGGGACGGUAUCCUCGACGGACUGAGGAACAAGACGCUCUACGUUAUCGACGAGGCUUCGAACAUUCAGAAAGUCGGUACCACCGGUAUCUACAGCCAGGAGUUCGAAGACAUUGACAACUCGAUUGCUCAGAUCAACACUAUGCUCGAAAGCUCAUCAGUGAAGAGCCAGGACCUCGACGAGCUGAACCAGUUGGCCACUAACUUGGACAAAGACAUCGACAACUCGGCUACCAUCCUGCAAGAUCUGGAGAACCAACUGGAGAACGUUACGCAACGCGUUACCUUAGCCGACGCUCAAUUGAAACGCUUCAAGAACCGUACGGACGCUCUGCACGAGGGCGCGGCGGAGCUGCGCGAAAACGCCAACCGCCUCCAAGAGGCCAACGUUCAGGGCGCGCUGAAUGUGACCCAGCAGAUGGCUGACCAGUCACGUCUCGCUGAGAAGAUGGCCGCAGAGACCAAUAAUGUUCUGCUCGACGCCGAACGUUACAAGAAGAACACGGAGAACCUGCUGGCCAAGAGCAGUGCCAACGUCGAGGAGAACCGUCAGAAAAACAAGGACUCGCUCGAACGACUCAACGAAAAGCUGGACACGCUCAAGAGUCACAUGCCACAACUCAACCAGGACAUGUGCGGCAGAAACGUCACCGACUGCGACUCCGUCUGCGGAGGUGCCGGAUGUGGGCACUGUGGUGGACUGUCCUGUGAUGUUGGCGCUAUGACUAAGGCCAUGCAGGCACUCGACGUCGCAAAGAAGCAGUCUACUAUGAUCAAGGAACACAAGGACGAGGCCGAGCAGCUUCUGAGAAACUUGAUUCGUCUAAAGGACAAUGCCUCUGGUGCUCGCUCCAACGCGCAGGAGGCCUUCGAUCUGGCCUCGGCUGCGCGUAACCAGUCGGAUAAAUUGACUAAGGAUUUAAGCAACGUCAACAAGAAGAUUUGGGAUUUGCUGAAGGCCGAGCAGCCGACACCAGCGGAGGUACGCGACCUCGCCAAGGAGGUGCUCAACGAAAAGAUUACUCUCACGCCCGAAGAAAUCAAGGGCUUGGCAGACAAGAUCGCCAAUAUCGUCGGCUCGCUCAACAACCCCGAGCUCAUUCUUCGCGAGACCUCGGACGAUCUGCAACUGGCCAAGGAACUAAGGGAACGGGCCAACUACACCAAGAAGAUCGCGCAGGAAAAGGAGGCUUUAGCUGGCAAAGUAGUCGAACUGCUAAUGGAGACCCAGGGAUCCCAGGAAAUUGCUCAGGAAGCUAUUAGCAAGGCCGAGGCUGACAUCGACCUGUCGAAGCACGACCUCGACGAGAUCUCGCAGAUCACCAAACAGGCUAAGCAGAAGGCUGAUGACACCACGAAUUCGGUCAACGACUUGGAAAACAGGCUGCUACAGCUGCAGGCCGAAUCGGUGAAGAACGACUUCGUAAUCAAGCAAGAGAUCCAAGCGCAGGCGAGUAACAUCUCGGAGGAAGCGCGUCGAGUACAAGCGAACGCGAAAAAGCUUAGCCAGGAGUACAAGAGCGUAGAGCUGUCGUUGAACCAACGCGUGGACAAGAGCAAGGACGACAUCGGCCGUGCCAAGGGUCUGCUCAAGAGGGCGUCCGAGCUGACGGCCGACACCGUCGACAAGUUCAAGGACAUCGAGGGCAUGGAGAGCGUCUACAAGGACAAUGACAGACUGCUGCGUGAUCUCAUGGAGGAGGUCGACCACCUCAAUGCCUUGAUGAACCAACAUCUGGCCGAGUUCGAGUCCAAGGCUCAGCAGCUCAGGCAGUGUUAGGGCUAGGCUCUGCGAUGUAGACAAAUAUAUAUGACAAUGACGUAUAACACUGCCUCGCUCGCGUCGCGAUGAUGCAUGUCCUCGAUGAGGAUACCCGAACGGCGCUAACGAAAUUUCGAUCAACUUCACGCUCGUACUUAGCUGUAAUAUACAGAGCUCGACGUUUUCUGUGCUCGGUAGCUCCAGUGCCACGUAGAGAUUUUUCCCCCUAGUUUUUAGUUGAAAACGAUUUGGCAAAUACUUACUUUCAUACCAAUCUCUUUAUCGUGUCUCAGCAUCAUUUUUUAUACCAGUAAAGCAUUUUUUGUAUCUCGUGUCGUUUGGACGAUUACACGAUAUCGAUCGCAGUUACUUAACGAUUGUAUACUUAACUAUCUCGAAACAUAUCAAAAAUGAAGAAAAAAACGUAACGAAGACUCGUCAAUGUGUUUUUAUCGGCGAUUCUUCUACGAAAGUGCCAUAUAAGACGAUGUAAAAGAAAAUUAAAAUUUAUCGAAGGAUGCUGUAAACGCUCAAGAGCGUAAAGAGGCAAAAGUAAGGAAAGGACAGAAUCUUUUUUUUAGCAUACGAGGCUGUAAAUAUACAAUUAAUGAUGACAAUCUCGUGUUUUUUUUAUCGAGCAAAUAUAUACUUUUUAGCGUUAUCAAAGUAGGUACAAGUAGUGUACAAGUUUUUGAAAGUACGCGUUUACGUAUAUGAUAUAGAUUUUAAUGCAAGAGGUUAACAUGAGCUUAAUAAUGAAGAUAGUUUAUUAAUUUAGAGAAUACAUAUCCUAUAUACACGAUCGGGUAGAAGAAAAAAAAUAUAUAAAUUGAUAAAAUAAAAAGAAAAAUAAUGUUCAACAGGAUCGCGCGUUCGAAGAACCCGUGCAUAUUGGCUAUAAUCUGGACCAAAGUUCGUUUCUAACACAUUAGCGAAGUAUUUUAAAAGCACAUCGGCAAGACUGCAAAGGCAAACGCAAAACUCACCUCGAUUUUGUUCUCGACCUUUAUGUAGCGCAUACUAUGAACUAAAUGAUGCAAUAAUAACUAUAUAUUAUACACGUAUGAUGCUUAAACCAAAAGUCUUAAAUUUUUUAUAUAUUUAAUACUUUGUUAUAAUAUGAUUGUAUGCUUAACGAGAAUACUAUAUUGUAUAGGAAAAUAAAACCACAGAAUAAACUAGUUAAUAAAAAAAAAAA